AUGGCUUCCCGAAUUGGACAGAUCGCACUCGCGUUUUUCAGUUUUGUUACCGUCGAAGCGGACAUUUCACAUUUCUUCGCGGACAACUAUGACUACUAUCCACAGCAACAACAGCUACCUACAUAUCCUGUAGUGUCGCCAGCACAACCUGCCGUGCCUAGUUUAUAUCCAGCACCUCCACCGCUGCCGCCCUCCCAAACAGGAGACAUACCUUCGAUCGGUGGGUUUCCGACUGCUGCUCCACCUGCUGCACCGCCACAAUCCACGCAUUCACCCGUCGCGCCAGUGCGCCCUUCGUCCACUACCGAAUUCACGCUGCCCGAGAUUGUGGAGAAUCGUGUCGCCAAGAGUGGUGGCAGAAUUAAUUUUAUUCCAUUGCAAAAUCAAUAUCUAACGCCUGAAGAAGAUCGUCCAAGUUUUGAGGUAUCGAAGCGACCACCUAGUUUUGGUGCUGGUUACUAUUAUCCGCGUCCCACCGCCAUUUUCAUACCCACAACGACUUCCACAACCACCAGCACUACAACUAAGCGUCCGGACCCUAUUGUGGUGAUUGAUCCGCCAGACAUUCUCCCAUCUGCGCAAGCACCGGCCAAUAAUGAUCCCGUUGCGCUGCAACCAGUUGUGCCGGGUAUCGAGCAGGGUUACGACUACAAUGUGCCAGCGGGUCCACCAUUUCAACUGCCUACACAAACGCCAUUAUCUACACCUGCACCCGUCUAUUUGCCAGCGGAUGACAACGCGUUCGAUGGCGCUACAGCUCCCAACGCUCUACGCUUGAGCGUGCACGAGAUGCGUUGCAUGCAACAAAAUGGCGGCUACUUUCGCGCUGUGCUCAAAGUGGAUAGUUUUAUAGGCGCCGCGCCGACAGUCGACAACGAUGCGAAUGAUAAGCGUUGUGAGUUGAAAUUGUCGCGCAGUUACGUUGUGACUGAUAUCGCAGCGGAGGAUUUCGAAAAGUGUGGCGUACACGCUUGCGGGAAGGAUCUGUGUUUGCGUUUACGUUUUCCCACCAUACGCGGCAUGCGCACGAGUGCGGAUGGUAUACUGACGCUGCAUUGCAAGACGCAGGAGCGUGUGGCCGUCAAGACGCAUGCGCUUAAAGUGAGCGUCUCCAAUGAGUUGCAAGCGCGCAGUCUGGGCACUUAUGCGCAUGGAGGCACACAGUUACCUUUUCGUACGCAUGUGGAGCUUUUUCGACGCACCGCGAAAGGUUUCACGCGCCAAUUAGACACACACAGCGCUGUGCUGCUCGGCGAGGAGUUGCUGCUGCGCGCGCAUGUGAUCGCUGGCGAUGGUUGGAAUUACACAAAAUUAACGGAUGUGCAUGUGCAACGCAUUUCACCAACUGGUGAGCUGCUCAACAAUGUUGCGCUCAUCACAUCGCGCGGUUGCAUCAAUCCAUCCAUGCAAAGCGUGUGUGCGCAGCCGCCGAGUUACGAUCCACCGCUCGGCCAUCGUUUGAACUUUAAGGCGGUCAUGUUCCAAGGCAUGCGCAGCGGCGAUGAGCUAGUCUUAUCAAUGCGCAUCACUGGUUGUUUAGAGGAGCGUGAUUGUCAUGUGGAUGCUAGCAAUUGUAGCGCCGUCACCAAUUUAUGGCGUCGGAAGCGCAAUGCUGUGGAAGGUGUGUAUAAUUCACAGAGCUCGAGCAAUAGUAGCGAAGUAUCGGAGAUAUCACGCAUUGCCUUUAGAGUUAUGAUGCCAAGCGAUGCGGCCGAUCAGAUUGGGGGGUUACCAAGUGAAGCGAGUCAAAGCUCGAACAUUGAAGCAGAAGUGCAGCAUGACUCAUCGUCUUUGUGGGGAAAAGCCCAUAAGGGAAUGUUAGUUGAAAUGAGCGUUUUGAAAUUAAUUUCUGCUGUCGGUUUUGUUUUGGCCCUCACUGGACUGGGCAUUUUUGCGGCGGUGAAGCUCUCAAAAUAAUAUUCACACAUACU
This is a messenger RNA of Zeugodacus cucurbitae (melon fly), 1931 nucleotides long. RefSeq lists its product as uncharacterized. The transcript has 4 exons. The coding region runs from base 1 to 1917 and encodes 638 amino acids. Lineage: Eukaryota; Metazoa; Arthropoda; Insecta; Diptera; Tephritidae. The record is from RefSeq and is a predicted model, not a curated record.